AUGGCCGGUAUUUUGUUUGCUCACUCGGUUCAGGAUAUUGGCGAUCGACCGAAAUGGGUGCUUAAUUCGAGUGAGGAGGAAGAAUUUUUCGACCAGUGCGGUAUUCGUGAUAGUUUAAUCGUGUUGAUCAGUCGGCAUCUUGCAGCCACCGGUCCACCGUCGGCGUUGUACCGUUUCAAACGGUUGUCUAUCCUGCGGUGCGUGAUCAUCAGCGGUGAUCUUUGUUAUCCGCUAUCGGCUUUCAUUUAUUUGUUGUCCGACGUUAACAACAUAUUGUUUUUACAAGCCAGGUCCCUCGAUAGUCUCAGGACUGAGUUUGAAGUGUAA
Molecule: messenger RNA, 327 nt
Organism: Soboliphyme baturini
Lineage: Eukaryota; Metazoa; Nematoda; Enoplea; Dioctophymatida; Soboliphymatidae
Source: the annotation of a GenBank genome assembly